Messenger RNA from Magnolia sinica, 1744 nucleotides. RefSeq lists its product as uncharacterized. The coding region runs from base 557 to 1513 and encodes 318 amino acids. The transcript is spliced from 2 exons. NCBI's taxonomy places the organism in Eukaryota, Viridiplantae, Streptophyta, Magnoliopsida, Magnoliales, Magnoliaceae. The record is from RefSeq and is a predicted model, not a curated record.
GGCUGAGAUUCGUUGUCCGAUCAGAACCUGCAAGGUCUUUAACAGCACUUCUACAAAAGGCGCCCUAGCAUUUGAACCCACUCUGUUACCGCCGGUCCUGCGACCAGCAGCAAGGCUUCAAAGCUCUCGACAAUGGCGUCUCUGUAUUUGCCUUUUCUCUCAUCAGAGAAUCUCAAUCUGCUGCUUCUUCCUGCAGCCGUAGCUCCGCUGUCCUAGAAAGCGAUCGCUGUUGUCUUCUUGUUGGAAACCGGUAGAAAAUCGCUGACAUUUCCCAGCUACAAGUCGCUUUCUGCUGGAGUUUUAAGAAAUUGCUUUGAUUUUGCGAGCAUUGAAGGUGAUUUUUAAAGCUCUGCUCUCAGCGUGGUCUCUGAGAGCUUUUAGUAAGAGAUCUUUGAGUUUUUUUGUUGUAUUUUUUCAUGAAAAUUUAGUUCUGUAAAGCGUUCGGAAUAAACGUUAGAGAUUCUGAUGUUUUUAUGUGAGAAAUCUGUAGAAGUCUCAGCUUCUUGAAUUUUCCAAGCUCUGGAAAUGGCGAUUCUAUAAAUAGCUCUUGGUUUUUAUGCUUUUCCUGAAACCGAUGGCCGAUUUUCUCCAAAACUCGUCCAAGAGCAGAUUCCAGACUGCGAUCUGGACCGUUAAGCUCGGAUUCCUCGCAAUCGGGAUCAUUUCAACCUUCCUCUUGCUGAAGCUUGCUAUCCCAUACUCUUUCAACCUCUUCCUUUCCGCUCUUCCGCGCGUAUGGAUCUCUUUCCGUAGCUGGCUCUCUCCUCCUUAUCUCUACAUCAUCGUGAACUUUAUCAUCAUCAGCAUUGCCGCGUCUUCGAGCUUCCAACAGAAGCACUCCGAGAAGAAAAUCGAAGAUGGAGAAGAAGAAACAGAUAACCUCCAGCUGCAGAAUCAGAAGCAGAAACAGAGAGAUUCCGAUGCUUCGUCUCGCCUAGAGACGACUCCGACGACGACGGAUAUCUGGUCUGAGAUCUCCUCCCUAACUGCUUCCAGCGAAAAUCCGCCGGAAUCUGACGAAAAACCGUCAGCCCUAGCCGUCGAAUCCUCGCCAGAACUCUGGUCUGAUAUCACGUGCCUGUCGGAUUCCUUUGCGGAAUCUCCGUCUCCCGCCGUCAAGAAAACCGUCAGAUCGUUGACGGCGAACCAGCUGAAGAGCGUCGCGCCGUCCGAACCGGACGACACGCUGGAUGCCACGUGGAAGGCGAUCACAGAAGGACGGGGAGCGCGGCAGCUGAAGAAGAGCGAAACAUGGGAUGCACCCCCACGCGUGGAAGCCGAGCCGGAGCCGGAGCCAGUGGCGGCUCGGCGCGAGCUGAAGAAGUCUGAGACGUUCAAUGACGAGUCCUCCUCAGCCUCUUCGAGGGGGGGCGAGCCCGGGAUGACGAGAGAGAUGUCGUCGCUGAGUCACGACGAGUUGAAUCGGCGAGUCGAGGCCUUUAUCCAGAAGUUUCGGCUGCAGAGGCAAGAUUCUUACAGACAAUCCAUGCAGAAGAUGAAUCGAGUAUAUUAGAGAGACUUCAGAUUCUUUCUGUUCUCCCUUUCAUCGCUCUCUCUUUAACAGACGGUGAAGAUCAAACGACCGAUUUCGCAGGUAGAUUUCCUAUUGCCUAUUUCCUAUUCUCGAGUAAUUCACCGAGUCCAUUGUUUUGGGGACUCGCCAAUGAACGGUCCUGAUUAGUUUGUGUCAUUAGAUGGUCUACAAGGAUUUCUUAAUAGAAGAUUUAUGACUCCUUUUACUGUA